UCAUCGGAUCCACGUGGUGACGUGGCAGCCAAGACGUGGAAGUUUGGGACUUCUCUUCCACCACAGCCAAAUUUGGGGGGUGGGCAGGGGUGGGUCAGGGGGACAUUGGGAGUCACAAGACCCUUCACCUUCACUGUGGGCUUGGCUCAGGGAUGACUACAGGCAGAGUCAAYCCUUACAGCAUCGUGUCCUCCGAGGAAGACGGGCUGAGGUUGACCACCAUGCCAGGUAUCAACGGCUUUGGCAAUGGCAAAAUCCACACCAGGAGGAAAUGCAGGAACAGGUUUGUAAAGAAGAAUGGUCAGUGCAAYGUGGAGUUCACCAACAUGGAUGACAAGCCGCAGAGGUACAUUGCAGACAUGUUCACCACGUGYGUUGACAUCCGCUGGAGGUAUAUGCUCUUGCUCUUUUCCCUGGCGUUUCUUGUGUCCUGGUUAUUGUUUGGGCUGAUUUUCUGGCUAAUUGCACUCAUUCACGGAGACCUAGAAAACCCGGGUGGAGACGAUACAUUCAAGCCUUGCGUUCUGCAGGUCAAUGGCUUUGUGGCUGCUUUUCUGUUCUCCAUCGAGACCCAAACGACGAUCGGGUACGGCUUCCGCUGCGUGACCGAGGAGUGUCCGCUCGCCGUCUUCAUGGUGGUGGUUCAGUCCAUCGUGGGCUGUAUAAUUGACUCUUUCAUGAUUGGUGCAAUAAUGGCAAAAAUGGCCAGGCCCAAAAAACGGGCCCAGACAUUGCUUUUCAGCCACAACGCGGUAGUGGCGAUGAGAGAUGGAAAACUCUGCCUGAUGUGGAGAGUCGGGAACCUACGGAAAAGCCACAUAGUGGAAGCCCACGUACGAGCUCAGCUAAUUAAGCCCAGGAUCACGGAGGAAGGGGAGUACAUCCCGCUCGACCAAAUAGACAUUGACGUGGGCUUUGAUAAAGGCUUGGACCGUAUUUUCUUGGUGUCUCCCAUCACCAUUCUCCACGAGAUCAACGAAGACAGCCCCUUGUUCGGGAUCAGCCGCCAGGACUUGGAGACAGAUGACUUUGAGAUCGUCGUCAUCCUGGAGGGCAUGGUAGAGGCCACAGCCAUGACGACGCAAGCUCGGAGCUCCUACCUGGCCAGCGAGAUCCUGUGGGGCCACCGCUUCGAGCCCGUCUUGUUUGAGGAGAAAAACCAGUACAAAGUAGACUAUUCCCACUUCCACAAAACCUACGAGGUGCCGUCCACGCCCCGCUGCAGCGCCAAGGACUUGGUGGAGAACAAAUUCCUGCUGCCCAGCACCAACUCCUUCUGCUACGAGAACGAGCUGGCCUUCAUGAGCCGCGACGAGGAAGAGGAAGACGACGACAGCCGGGGUCUGGAGGACCUCAGCCCGGACAACAGGCACGAGUUUGACAGGCUUCAAGCCACAAUAGCGUUGGAUCAGCGGUCGUACAGGAGGGAGUCGGAAAUAUGACUCUUGGUCCUUCCGUUGACUUUUCCAAGGGUAUUCUUUUUCCUCCUCUAAUCUUUUCCCCUACAACCCGCUCAAAUUAUGCAGAACAAUGCAAGUGCCAUAGGAAUGCUUGAGAAAUUAGUAUCGUUCAUAGUUUUCAGUUUCAUCGCAAUAACCACUGAGCGGUCUGCAGGAGGGGAUGGUGGCAGGCCACGGCGCGUCCCCCGCGCCCGGCGCCCGUGGCGGAGCCCACGGCUCUGGGGGAUGGAUGGAUAGGUGGACAGAAGGAUGGAUGGAUGGAUGGAUGGAUGGAUGGAUGGAUGGAUGGAUGGAUGGAUGGAUGGAUGGAUGGAUGGAUGGAAGGAUGGAAGGAAGGAUGGAUGGACAGAAGGAAGGAUGAGGAGAGGAGGGUCUGUGGGGUGUGGGCAGGGGCUCGUCCCUGUGGGGCUUUGCUCUCCCCGCGGGGAAAACGCCGGUGUUUUCCUGGAGCUGAGCACUGCGAGAUCCAAAAAGAGGAAAUAUCAGGAAACAAAUCUCACUCUUUGUCUCUUUCUUUUUUUUCUUUUUUUUUUUCCUUUUACUUUUUAACUGAGCAGCAACAACAAAACUAUUGCUCCUUCGGCAGGCGGUCUGGUUCAGUUGCACAAGAACAACACUUGAAAUAACAUGCAACAUUAACGUACUUGUUUUUAAUUUGGGGGAAAAAACAGGGGAGGGAGGUGAGAGGGUUUUUAAUUUUUUCACCGCACCAUUUGGGAGACUGUUUACCAAAAUAAUAAUAAUAAUUAUUAUUAUAAUUAUAACAAUAAUAAUAAUAUUAUUAAAUCUGAAAGAUGUAAUUCAGUAUUUUUUAAAAAUGAACAAGGGAAUGAAGAAGCCACUGGGGUCCUUUGAGGGCUUGACUUGUUGGGUUAGAUGCAAGAGCUAAAAAUGGAGAUUGCAUCCAACUUUGGGGUGUUUUUUUACCACUGGCAUGGCUUCAUGGACAGAAUAGAGAUGUAAGUGACUGGAGGUCUGUGGCAGUGAAAGCAAGUAGUGGAAUUAUUGUUAAAGAAGGUAAUGAUAAUAAGCAGGACUGUGUGAGAAAAAAGCACUGUAAACACGGUAAUUAGCCAAUUUCUGGGAAUGUUGGGUUUCAGGGUGGAAAUGAGGUCUGGAGAAUCAGCUGCUGAAGAGUUGGGUSUGCCCCAACAUCUCUGAUGGGGAAUUCAUGAGGCUCACCAUAACUUGGACAAAACAGUGAAAAGCACAAAAAGGAGAGUGGAAAGCUCUCAAAAUUGGGUAUUUUCCCACUUUUCUGACCGAUUUGGUAUUUUUCUUCCCUGAAGAAUAUUUUCAAACGUGGAAAUCGAUGUGAAAGUCAUCUUGUUGGGCUGCACUUCUUCUAGCACAGGAGCCGUGUCCGUGCCAGGCUGGGCUUUAUGAAUUCCCAACCCACCAGGGAGUCCUGCUUCGGAGGCAGAUGUUUUCCCCAAAACAACAGAUGCCAGUCGAGAAAAUCACCCCAUCUUGCGCUUCAKCCCAUCCCUGUGUCCCAGCCUCGAGGUGGAUUGUGCCUUAGAGAUGCGAACUCACCCCGUGUCCCAGCCCUUCUCCACAGCCCCCAUCCUGCAUCCCCCGCUCCGGGUGACUCCCCUUUUGCUCUGCAGCACCCCCAUCCCAUCACCCACCGCCUUCCAGGCUGGCCUUGGUGACAACCUGGUUUAGCUGUAGCUCUGGCAUGAGGCAAAGCUCCCCAUGUGUGGGAAGCCUUCGCUGCUGCCCCGCUCUCCGCAGAGGGAAGGAGUCAGGAAGGUGAAGGUUUGGCGGGUCCCUUCACCUGGCUGUGCUGCUCCUUGGUGCUCUGGGAGCCAAAACCUGGCUCCCUGCUCCCUGUGGCYAUGGGAAAGGCUUUGUACCCGCUUCUGACCCUGGGCAUGGAGAGAGGGGCUCGACAGUGGGGUAUCCCACAGCAUUUUGGCUGUGACAGGCUCCCGGUGCUUUUCCACACCAGGGAAGCCACGUCCUGGGGUCAGGACUUGCUGUGAUGUGUCCAAACACGGGGGGCAAAAGCAGGAUCUGUUCUGGGCCCCCAUCCCCAUCUUCUUCUUGCCAAGGGCUCUGGGGAGAGGCUGCCACGAGUGUCCCACCGUCCCCGUGCUGGAGACCAGGACACCAUUCCUGAUGGGACAUCAUCCAUCCCACCAGUGUCUGUCACCAUCACCCCACACUGCCCACCGAGGGGCUCCUGUGUUUUUGGCUUCCAUUAAAAACCACUGGGAGAACAAACAUCCCCAGGGGCAGCACUGUGAGGCAGCUUUUCCRGCACUGAGUGCCCCAAAUGGAUUGUCCCCAAAAGUGGGGACAUGUAGGGAUGUGCCAUUGAGCUCCAGCCAUGACAUUUGUGUUUCUAAGGCAGCGAAGGCGGAUGCCAUCCCAUCACCAAUCCCUUUGCUCCUCGGGGGGUGGUUUUACCCCCUGCUUUUUGCACCACAGCAUCUUGGGGGGGUGGUGGGAAGGAUGGAGGGGGGGGGCAGAGAGGUUUUGUGUGAGCACUACUUAUUUAUUUUUUUAAAAACAAAUGCUUUUAAGUGGUUUUAGGUUCUUUUGAAUAAAUAAUAAUUAUUAAAAAAAAAUAAAAAGGUGCACAUCUUGCUGCUGUAGAGUUCUCAGAGGGUUAACUUCUUUAUAAAUAUAUAUAUAUAUAUCACAGUAAAUAUUUGUAUAAAAAUGAAAGAGAAAUAGAGAUGUCUUUAAGUAAAUUAUUGCUUUUAAAGAAACUUCUAUGAUUGUACAGUGUUACCUGGGAGAAUAGAAUAAUAUAUACAGAUGUAUUUUUAAACUGCUGUGUGGGAGGAUGYGAACUGGGACAGGAAGCCGUGGCUGGCAUGGUGAGGGGAUUUCGGACCUUCCCUGGCCCCAUGUUCACACACCCCGUGCCCCAAACCCUUCUAGUGAGGGUCUAUCUCUGGUGAGAUGUCCUCUAUCUACUGUACAGUCCUUGUCCUGACCAUGGACCACGCCGGUACAUAGUGUAUAGAUAAUAUUUUUGCCUACCUGUGAGUGCUCAGAGUCACUGGUCUUUUUUCCUACCACCAGGGAGCAUCGGGAAGGCUGCCUAGCCAUAGUUUAAAUCCCAGGAAUUAUCAAAGAAAGGGGCAAAAAUAGAAAAAAAACAUAUAAAAAARGUGGAAAAAGCCCAAGUUCAUCAUUUGUGUUUCCUUAGGGAGCUGGGAAGGCGCAGGGAUGCUCUCAGGGUGUGGGUUUUUGUGGAGUGGAAUCCCUGUUGGAG
Messenger RNA from Malurus melanocephalus (red-backed fairy wren), 4692 nucleotides. RefSeq names its product potassium inwardly rectifying channel subfamily J member 12 (gene KCNJ12). Gene Ontology annotation, biological process: potassium ion import across plasma membrane; regulation of monoatomic ion transmembrane transport. Lineage: Eukaryota; Metazoa; Chordata; Aves; Passeriformes; Maluridae. Gene Ontology annotation, molecular function: inward rectifier potassium channel activity. The transcript has a single exon. The record is from RefSeq and is a predicted model, not a curated record. The coding region runs from base 153 to 1442 and encodes 429 amino acids. Gene Ontology annotation, cellular component: plasma membrane.